GUAAUUGUUUAAGGUUUCCUUUCCAUUUUAAGAUUUGGAAGAAAGAGAGUAGUGAGUGGAAGAUCAGCUUUGUGCAUAGAUAGAUCGUGAUGACGACGGGUAGCCAAGCCUACGGAGAAGCAUGGUAUUGGGACAAUCGCUAUUCCAACGAACCUUCUCCCUUUGAUUGGUACCAAAAGUAUCUCACUUUGGCACCCAUCAUCCAACUCUAUGUCCCUUCCAACCACCCCAUCCUCGUUGUUGGUUCUGGCAACUCAGCCUUCAGCGAGAACAUGGUUGAUGACGGUGGUUACACUGAUGUUCUCAACAUUGAUAUAUCUUCCGUGGUGAUUGAAGCUAUGAAAAGAAAAUACCGAGAUAAGCCCCAAUUGAAAUAUAUGGAAAUGGAUGUUAGGGACAUGAGUGGUUUUCAAUCAGAGUCUUUUGGUGCUGUUAUUGACAAAGGAACUCUUGACUCUAUCUUGUGUGGAAAUAAUUCAAGGCAAAAUGCUACAAAAAUGCUUGGGGAAAUUUGGAGGGUCCUCAAGGAUAAAGGAGUUUAUGUUCUGGUGACAUAUGGAGCUCCAGUACAUCGCCUACGCUUGCUAAGGGAUUCAUGCUCGUGGACAAUAAAACUUCAUGUGAUAGAGAAACUUGCUUCGGAAGAAAAUUCUGAUAAUCCAGUUUGGGAGCUGACAAGACCUGUUCCACUUAAUGAUGAUGGAAGCUCUGUGGAGGAAGCCCUGGGACCGAAUCCUGAUGUGCAUUACAUAUAUAUUUGCACAAAGGAAAUAUCGGCAAACUCAAACAUAAAUGCAUGACUGGGCUGUUACUUUAGCGAGGAAGGCACUAUUUUCACUCGCUACAAAUUAUGUUACUACUCUUUUACUGUAGUUGAUCCUAGAACUUGUAAUGUUAAGUCCACAAGCUUUUCUUUAGAACAAUACGUAUUAUGAUUUUCUCUAUGUGUGAUCUGUAGACAAAAGCAUUUCUUUAAUUUUAAAUUUG
Abrus precatorius (Indian licorice) is the source of this 987-nucleotide messenger RNA. Its product is annotated as methyltransferase-like protein 13. NCBI's taxonomy places the organism in Eukaryota, Viridiplantae, Streptophyta, Magnoliopsida, Fabales, Fabaceae. Bases 90 to 800 code for a protein of 236 amino acids. The transcript is spliced from 9 exons. Gene Ontology annotation, molecular function: S-adenosylmethionine-dependent methyltransferase activity. The record is from RefSeq and is a predicted model, not a curated record.